CCAUUUCAAAUUGGGCGGGCCACUCUGAGCUUCUCCUCUCUUCAACAAUGCUGUGUGGCCAACCGCCAUUCCCUCUCCUUCCUUUAAAUAUCUGUCUUUGAGGGCCACUCCUCCCGACACCUCCUUCAAUCUUGCUAGUUGGAUUUGGAGUAUCUGGGUAUGGAGGUUUGGAAUUACUGAUUAUGACAGAAGAAGAUUUGCGGUUCAUUCAACUGUUGUAAGGAAAAAAAAAAAAAAAAGAUUCGGUUGAUUAUUGAUUCUUUCUUCUUCUCUAUUUGGUCUUUUUUGUUUUGUUUUUUGGUUUCUUGAAGUUAGGCCAACGCCUUUCGCGUAUCCUAAACCGUUUGAUUGUUGAUUUCAUUUGAAUUUCUCUGUUUUUUUUUUUUUUUUUUUUUUUUUUUUCCAUUUUUCUUGAGUUUCUGGUCACCCUCUGCGACCCAACAUCAACUUCCUGUCUUCUUUUUUUUCAACCGUUUUUUGUUGCCUUCUUCUUGCUCUUUAUGCCUUUAUAUACGCCUUGAUUCCAAUUCUUUGUUUGUUAUGGGAUUCCCUUUUAAGGCUUCUCUCUGAAUUGGCAGUUUUGGGCCUGCACGAUAGGUGUUUGAUGUUUUGCCUCACUGAAUACCUUAUAAUUUGGGACAUGAGACUUUCAUGAAUUUGGAUGGUUUGCUUUUGUCCGAAAUUGGGUUCCGUUUCUCUUUUAAUCAUUACGGGCAAAACUUGUGUGAUUUUUGUUGUCUUCGUGCUUGGACUUGCCCUUUCCUUUUAGCUAUCCUUUCAUGAGAACCAUCCCCUUUUCUUUCUUCAUAUUUCCAACUUUCUCCAUGUCCGUGUAGUUUGUUGUCUUGUCUUGAUAAGGAACCUGGUUGGUUUUAGUUGGAAAAGUUCAUUUUGCAAUGAUUCAUUCUGGUUUCUUCCUUUCGGGACCAUCAUUUAAUUCUGAUGCUACUACGUCUUUCAUAUCAAUUUCGGUGUCUGAAGAAGAUGGCGCUAUGGCUGAUGAUAUCAGAAACGAAGCAUCUGAUUCUGUCCCCCCUUCCUUUUGGGUUAAAAUGGCGAUGAAAAUAUCUAGAGCUAGAUGGUUUAUUUUUUUGAGAAGAGUUUUCCACUACCAAAACGGAUCGAGGUCUGAUCUUGGGCCUAAUCCUUUCAAUUCGGGUUCGUGGAUGGCGAUGGAACUUGUAGCUUUGUUGUUUCAGCUAAUUAUCUCGGCGUUUACCCUUGCCAUUUCACAGGCUGAAAAGCCAGUUUGGCCUAUGAGGUUGUGGAUAGGUGGUUAUGAUCUCGGCUGUGUUCUUAGCUUAUUGCUUCUCUAUGGCCGCCAUCGGUAUCAUUAUCUAAUGCAGAGAGAUGGUAACAGUCUUUCAGAUAUUGAACACGAACAGCAAAGGACCAAUGAAUCAUCAAGGUAUUCACAUUUGAUGAACCGAUGCCGCACGUCUCUCGAUCUUUUCUUUGCGAUAUGGUUUGUAAUGGGCAAUCUUUGGGCCUUCGAUUCUCGCUUAGCCUCGUUCCAGAGAGCUCCCAAGCUACAUCUACUAUGCAGCUUCCUGCUAGUUUGGAAUGCCAUCUGCUACUCUUUCCCAUUUAUUCUGUUUCUGCUGCUAUGUUGCUGUGUGCCAUUGAUUAGUAGCCUUACAGGGUAUAACAUUAACACGGGAUCAACUGAAAAAGGAGCAUCAGACGAUCAAAUUUCCCAGCUACCUUGCUGGAGAUACAAAGCAGUUGAAGCCAACAUCAACCCCAGAAGUCAACUCGACAAUAGCAAUACAGGACUUCUAAAAGAGGAUCCAGAAUGUUGCAUUUGCCUUGCCAAGUAUAUAGACAAGGAAGAAGUGAGACAGUUACCUUGUUCCCAUGUGUUUCAUCUCAGGUGUGUAGAUAAGUGGCUUGCUAUUACAUCUUCAUGCCCUCUCUGUAAGCAACAACUUCAAAGAUAGAGAGCCAAGAAAUUAGUAUAAGCAGUUUAAGUGCUUCAUUGGGUUUUUUCUUUUCUUUUCCCCUUCCAAAUGGAAAUUUUCUGAUUUUCACUGUUUUUAUGAUUUAGUCAGUAGAUUAGAGUCCCACAUGGUUACUUGAGUGAAUUCUAGAGCUCACCAGUUACCUAAUUAUACUCAAAUACUCGAGGUUACAUAUAGCAGGAAAAUGAUGCCUUAUUUGUAAAUAUUGUGAGAACUAUAGUAUUUGCCUAAUGAAUACAAACCAAGUGUGCUUUUUUCCUCUUUAA
Cucumis sativus (cucumber) is the source of this 2227-nucleotide messenger RNA. Its product is annotated as E3 ubiquitin-protein ligase At4g11680. NCBI's taxonomy places the organism in Eukaryota, Viridiplantae, Streptophyta, Magnoliopsida, Cucurbitales, Cucurbitaceae. The transcript is spliced from 4 exons. Bases 897 to 1940 code for a protein of 347 amino acids. The record is from RefSeq and is a predicted model, not a curated record.